AUGGCCGAGAAAGCAAAGCAGCGGCUCCACGCCAUCGGCAAGCAGAUCGCCCCGGCAGUCGUCGAAGACGAGACCUUCGAAGACGUGCCCCCCAUCAAGCAAGUUGGCCCGGUAUCCAACGGUCCCCGUGCCCGGGGGAAGGUGGUCAUUAUCACAGGCGCGAACUCGCCUCUGGGAAUAGGAAGGGCUACGGCUCAUCAGUUUGCCCAGAACGGCGCAAAAGCAGUCUACAUCUGUGACUUUGAUGACAAGUACCUCGGAUACCAUGAGAGACAGAUCAAGUCACUUUACCCUGCCGUGGAAGUCCACACGCGGAAGUUCGACGCCGCGGACGAGGAGGCUGUCAAGGAGGUCGUUGACAACGCGCUCGGUCGUUACGGAAGGCUGGAUGUGAUGUUUGCGAACGCGGGUAUCGUUGGCCACCCUAUCAUCUUCUCGGAGACAACGAAAGAGGACUUCAUGAACGUGCUCAGAGUGAACACACUUGGGCCCUUCCUUGCGGCCAAGCACGCCGCUCGCGCAAUGGCCAAGACCUCUCCCGAGAAGAAGGCCUCGGGCGGCAGCAUCAUCAUGACGGCUUCUGUUGCUGGCAUCCGUUCUAACGCGGGCCCGACGCCCUACUCGGCUUCGAAGUCGGGGGUGAUCAACAUGGCAACAACGAUGGCGUACCAACUUGCCGGCUCUAAUAUCAGAGUCAACGCCAUAUGCCCCGGAGUUGUCGAGACCGGCAUGACAGCCCCAAUGUACGAGACAGCCAGGGCAAGGGGUACGGAGAGGAAGAUUGGCCAACUGAACCCGCUGAAGAGAGGGAGUGCCGCCGAUGAGGUUGCGCGGGUGGCGCUGUUUCUAGGAUCCGACGAGAGCAGCUACGUGAACGGUCAAGCUUGGGCUGUUGAUGGCGGUCUAAGUGCUGGCCAUCCAUUCGUUCCGACAACGUUUGAGGCAUCGAAAACUACCAAGUUCAUAUUCUCUGGCGAGGACUAUGUUUACGCCGCACGACGCGAUGGCGGUGUUAUCAGUCUCGACUCUGAGUUUGAGAAGGGAGAUCUAACCUUAAAUCCAACAUGGCUUGUACCAAGCAACAUCGGCUACCUGACCAGUGACGCAAACUCCGGGUCCCUGAUCGAUACUGCUUACAACAAGCAGUCGAACAACUUGACGAACUCCACCCGACUGCUGGCUUCAACCGGUGUGGGAGUCGACAUCUGGGACUCUUCUGCCUCGGACGGCAGCCUCGAGUUGCUCGGCUCAUUCUUCUCGGAUGACAAUAGCACCGAGAGUUACACGACCCAAGUUGUGCCUGAUCCCUUCGGUAAAAUAUACGUCGUCAGUGACAGGAAAGCGAACUCGCUCAUGAUCCUGAGCGCCACCGACGAUAACGACAUCAAGUCCCUCGGCACGAUCGCCAUAGAGGAGAGCUGUGGCCCUCGCCGCGGCGCGUUCUAUGCCGCGGACGGGAAGAACCCGACCCGCUACUUCGCGCUGUGCCAGUCCACCAAGGAGCUCCUCUCGUUCGAGGUGGACCUCUCCCAAGGCACCUUCAGGCUCCUGCAGAGGCUUCAAACGUCCGUCGACACCAAGGGCGACAAGCGGUCGGUCGCGGACCUGCUGCUCCAGACCAACAGCGACAGGAGCACCGACCUUUAUGUGACCAACACGUUCGUAAGCAAGGACGAUGACACGGACACGGACACCAUCGCCCACUUCCGGCUGCCAGCCCCCGAGGACGAUGAGAGCACCGCACCGGGCGAUCUCACCGACAUCACAGCAGACCGCAUUGUCUCCUCCAGGGGUAUCAACCCGAACAGCAUAUGCUUGGACCCGGAGGGCCAGUACUUGAUCGUCGCGAACCAGCUGAAGGGCCCCGCCGCUAUAGCCUUUCUCAAACGUGACACGGAGACGGGCGCGCUGAGCGAAAAGAGGCUACAUUGGAUUUUAAGAAACUUACUAAAGGCACGACUCGGUUCGGGCCUUCAAUCGUGA
Diaporthe citri is the source of this 1983-nucleotide messenger RNA. RefSeq lists its product as uncharacterized. Bases 1 to 1983 code for a protein of 660 amino acids. The transcript has 5 exons. NCBI's taxonomy places the organism in Eukaryota, Fungi, Ascomycota, Sordariomycetes, Diaporthales, Diaporthaceae. Gene Ontology annotation, molecular function: protein binding. The record is from RefSeq and is a predicted model, not a curated record.